Molecule: messenger RNA, 2934 nt
Organism: Fulvia fulva
Lineage: Eukaryota; Fungi; Ascomycota; Dothideomycetes; Mycosphaerellales; Mycosphaerellaceae
Product: rDNA transcriptional regulator pol5
Exons: 4
Coding region: 1-2934 (977 amino acids)
Biological process (GO): regulation of DNA-templated transcription
Cellular component (GO): nucleolus
Molecular function (GO): transcription factor binding; rDNA binding
Source: RefSeq, a predicted model, not a curated record
AUGCCUGGGAUUAAGCGACCAAUUGAGGACGACGUCGAUGCCGGCGACGACAAUGUACAUCCAAGCAGGAAGCGACGAUUGGAAGAUGGCGAGGAUCGACAGGAACUGGCCAAAAUCUUCAACGACCUGCGAGACGAAAUCAAAGAAACGCGAUUGGAAGCAACGAGGAAACUGCUAACGACGUUGUCCGUCAAUUCAGACGAUCAAGCUGGAAAGCUGGACUACUCAACCACGAGAUUGAUCAGAGGUGUCUGCAGUGGGGCGAAAGCAGCACGACCAGGUUUCUCGAUCGCAUUGAUCGAAGUGCUGCGCCUGGGAUUCGCUUCUGGUCAUCUCAAAUUGCUCAAUACAGUCGAGAAGAUCGUUGCCUUGACGAAUCUGGAGUCGAAAUUGAGUGGUGCCGAACAACGAGAUUAUCUGAUUGGACGGCGCUCUGCUUUCCAGGCCGUGCUGCAGAGUGGUGUGCUUGCUGGAAAGGUUUCGACAGAAAAUGUCAAGUACCUCUUUGAUGCCAUCUGCGACCUUGCGCUCGAGAAGGAAUGGUUGCGCAGCGAAUGCGGCGCAGUGCUGCACAUGUUCCUGGUCAGCCAGGAGGCGACUCAGCUCAGCAACGAUAGCAUCCGCACGUUGAUCGAUUCGUUGAAAGACAAGGACCUGCUGAGAACGCCUGAAGGUGUCGCCAUUUGGUUGACGGUGAAGAAGUCGUUUGCCGAAGUGAAGCUGCCCAAGGGUGUUUGGAACCACAACAAUCCCCUAUCGUCACAAGAACGGCCAACACUGAGCAAGAUCCUAUUGAAGGGUGCUGUAGACAGCGAAGUCGUCGAACAACCAUCUGCACCAAAUGGUGCUACCAAUGGUGCACCUAAGAAGGGCAAGAAGCAAGCCGGUGCGCGCCAGUCCGCUCCCAACUUCGCCUGGCAAGUCAUUCUUGGGUACAUGUACAAGGAGGGAAGCGCUCAGAAGUUCGGCACAUUCUGGGAGGACUGCGUUGGUAAAGCGAUGUUCUCGAAAACAGCCUCUGACGAGCGUAAAAACCUUGGGCUACAGAUUUUCAGGCAGGCGCUUGUGUCAGCUCCAGCUGAGUACUUGGGCUAUGCUAUUGACGCGCAUAUCGUGAAGUGUAUAGUGGAUCAGAGAGCCAACAAGAAUGCGUCGUUGGUCGAGGCGACUAAGGCACCUCUCAAUCAGAUCGCAACUCGAGGGAAACAGGAGCCUGCUGCGGCUGCAGCGAUGGCGUGCAAGCUGCUGGCACUGCUACCACCAAACAUAGAUAAGCUCGUACGCGCCACAAUCGAUGCGCUUCUAGCUGCAGCGGAUUCGGAUGGUCUUGCUGAAAUCGUUGCUACGACUGUCACGCUGAUUCGCACUCCUGGAGACGAUGACGAGGGGAAGCGCAGGUCACUUGCCGACGCGCUGGCAACUAUCGUCCGAUCGCAUAAGGCCGAGCCAUCAACACUGCUAUCUGGGGAUUCAGAAUCGCAUUCUCUCGCGGAGUGGCUCCAGGAACUGCUUCAUAGUCUCACUCACCUUGCCUACACCACGUCUGACGUAAAGUGUCAGCCGCCUCUAUCGCCAAAGAGCAGGACUCUUUUCCAAGAAAGGCUCACGUCUUGUCUGGGUCAUCUUGCGAGUCUACCGCUGCACCAAGCCGUCUUAGCGCCGACUCUCGUGCUCGAUACUCUCUACGAGUCUCGGAAAUCACUCAUCGAAGGUCUGGACGAUAAGACUGCAAAGAUAUGCAAGGAUGCGCGGAAGCACUUCAAGACCGCUGCGAAGCAAGCAUCGGCAGCACAAGGGUCAGAAGCCACCAUUCCACGAGCCUUCCAACUACUUUUCGCGCUAGGCAUGCUGCAGGUAUACAAACAGGAACUAGAAUCAGAGAGCAUUCUCGAGGAUAUUUUAUCAUGCUAUGCCAGCGGUACGGAUGCUGAUGAGACAUCGGCUACGAUGCUGACGGAGUUACUGCUGAGCUUCAUGUCGAAGAACAGCAAGCUCUAUACACGUAUGGCGGAGCAAGUGUUCGCAGCCUUCGCUCCGGAUGUCACCGCCGAGUCGCUACAGUCCAUGAUUGACAUCCUCUCCCAAAAAGAGUCGCUAGCUGGGCAGCAGGAGCUGUUCGCUGAUGGAGGAGAGGGCGGCGCGGAAGAGGGAGCAAGCGAUGACGAGGACAUGGUCGAUGUCGAAGAGGACUCUGACGUCGAGCUUGUGAACGGCGAGGUCGCAGGCGACAGCGAUGACGACUCAUCGAGUGGCGACGAAGCGUCGGACGAUGUCAACAACGACGAGGAAGCUGUCUUCGAUCGCAAGCUUGCCGAAGCACUCGGCACUACUGGCAUGGAAGACGACGAAGACGAAGACGGCUCAGACAUGGACGACGAUCAGAUGGAGGCCCUUGAUGGCCAUCUCAGCACCAUCUUCAAGGAGCGAAGCAAGGUCACCACCAAGAAGGACAAAAAAGACGCCAAGGAGAACCUUUUGCAGUUCAAGAACAAGGUGUUGGAUCUGUUGGCGAUAUACGUGAAGAGUCAGUACGAGAAUGUGUUAGCCCUGGACCUGAUUCAUCCUCUGGUGGCACUCACCCGCGAAAGCACAAAUCAGCAAACGCAACGAAAAGCAAUGGAUGUACUGGAGCAGUACUUCGACUCCUGCAAGAAAAACAAAACUACACCCCAGCUCAAUAGCUCGAAAGCUGGCUUCAAGCUCCUCUCCGCCAUCCACGACGAGAUGCGUCUCGGCGGCUCCAAGCUCCAUGCCUCAGCCUGCAGUCGAUCCAGCCAGUUCCUGGCGAAAGUCCUCGUACCAAUGAAGCCAGGCAACUGGAAGAAGAUCGCACACAUGUAUGUUGACUUGAUAGACGACUGGCGCGUGGAUGACAAGUCGAAGAUUCACCCGAGCAUCUUCAAUGAUUGGCACAGCUGGUGUAUGCAGAAAUAG